AUGUGCCAAUUGAUAGGCGGUAACUCCAAGUUCCGCGAGAGCCUGAGGGUUCGAUUUGGCGGAGAGGCCGAGCACCUCAACCACGUCAACCUGUCACCUCCACACAUUCUCUUUACCCAAUCCUUUUUCCCCAACAAUAUGAACGCAGUCCUUCACGAAAACCACGGCAGCAUCGGCUCGAACCCCGGCGGUUCUUGUUCGCCUCAAGCACCAAUGGGCCCAGGAAUGGCUUUCUUCCCCGGUUCUGCGCGACAUGAGCAAUCAACCGCUGCGCUAUCUGGACCUCUAAUGGUUGUAUGUCCCCUGGCUUACCCUCCUGGAGUUCAUAUGCACGGCAUCUACGCUUUUUCGGCCAUGAUUCCAGCGAAGCUUCAGCCUCAAGCUGGGUUGAACUACACCUGGGCCAAUCCCUAUUCCCGCUGGACAGGGCAACAGCCAGCCGGAAUGCUUCAGCAACCAAUUCAUCAUCCAGGAAAGACUUUGAUCCAUCCCUACUUGGAUCAGCUGGACCCGUUUUGCCCGGUUGAUCCGUGCCAGAUUGGAUCUGGCUCGAAGCCCGUUCGAAGCAAUGUUCAAUCCGAGGAUCCAGGACAUCUAAUGUCUAAGGAUACGAUUCAAGGCCAUCAGCCUGAUGAUCAAGAUGCCAUCAUCAACAUAGAGUCAGCCCUUGAUUGUGACCGUGACUUUGCUCAGACUCUCAGCAAGGUCAUGGUGAAAACAUCUGAUUGCCUGAUGGCAUUGCUGCACGAGGAGCUGGACAGACUAGACAAGCUGGACGCCGAAAACACAGCUAUCUCCAAUGUCCAGGGUUGGAACUCAACGCCUGGCAUCAAGCCUGAGGCCAAGGCUGGUGAGACUAGCCAGUUUGACUUACAAGUCGUUAAAUGUGACGGGCCGGAUGAAGCGCUUCCAGCGCUUGACGAGGCGGGAAGCCAGCCUCAGGCGAGCGACGAGUUCAAAGCCUUUGGUCAGGUAUCCCUGAGUGGCAAGCUCGAGGCCAUGGACGCGGUGACAUGCAAGCCUGAUGCCAGCUCGAAUCAAGUCGGGAAAAUCAGGACCGACUGUGGUAGUCCGAAUAGGACCGCUGGGAAGGAGCGCAAUGACUCCCGCUGCCACCAAGCUCCCGGACUCAACACAAAUGCACCUCCACUUGGUAAGGGCUCCUCGGUUUGA
This is a messenger RNA of Sordaria macrospora k-hell, 1173 nucleotides long. RefSeq lists its product as uncharacterized. The record is from RefSeq and is a predicted model, not a curated record. Lineage: Eukaryota; Fungi; Ascomycota; Sordariomycetes; Sordariales; Sordariaceae.